Messenger RNA from Cylicocyclus nassatus, 352 nucleotides. NCBI's taxonomy places the organism in Eukaryota, Metazoa, Nematoda, Chromadorea, Rhabditida, Strongylidae. The record is from the annotation of a GenBank genome assembly.
AUGUUCUGCCGGUUGGUGAGCGAGGUGCGUACACGCGAUGAACCUGCUAAGCGCGGCGUAGUCUUCCUCAACGGUGAGACAAAGUUCCGCCAAGGUGUUUCGGUGUCACAUACGACGAAGCUGUGGGCAAAACGAUGUUCUCUUAAUGAUGAAAGAUAUUCCCGGAAGAUAAACACGAUGUUACGUCCAGUAGAUGUUGUUACCUGUGACUUUCCUCCAAUGCCCAUCGGUGAUAUGGAUGAGAUUUAAACCUCUUGAUAUCAUUCACAGCUUCUGUGUCACUUGUUAAAUUUUAUGUUUUUUAAUAUUGGUCUCCUAGCUAUAAGGUUUUUUUUGUUGAUACCUGUCUCAC